Molecule: messenger RNA, 9408 nt
Organism: Phyllopteryx taeniolatus (common seadragon)
Lineage: Eukaryota; Metazoa; Chordata; Actinopteri; Syngnathiformes; Syngnathidae
Gene: eml5
Product: EMAP like 5
Exons: 44
Coding region: 324-6263 (1979 amino acids)
Molecular function (GO): microtubule binding
Source: RefSeq, a predicted model, not a curated record
AGCGCAGCUCCAUCUUUGUUGGAAGGAUUUGACAGGAGCUUUGACCUGAGUGGAGGAAACUGGACCGCGACCUGGAGCUGAACAAGUAUGAGCCCACUGCAACUCAGCUUCCUAAACUGCUUCUCGAAUAGCGAAAGAGUGGUUUCAAGCAGGCUGAAUGACUAUUAGUUCCAAAAAUGCCACAUUUCUACGCUCGCCCCGGACUGAUGAAAACGCCGGGGAACUGAUGGGAGCCACGGGCUUAAAUUAAGUCCUCAUCGGCGAAUGCCGUUGUUUGACAUUUCCUACGCGACAGAGACCGUGAGACACGCGGAAGUGCCGACAUGGCUGACAGGACUGCUCCCAACUGCCACCUGAGACUGGAGUGGGUGUACGGAUACCGGGGGCACCAGUGCCGCAACAACCUCUACUACACCGCCGCCAAGGAGAUCGUCUACUUCGUGGCCGGCGUGGGAGUGGUGUACAACACCCGAGAGCACAAGCAGAAAUUCUACCUGGGCCACAACGAUGACAUCAUCAGUUUAGCUCUACAUCCUGAGCGUGUGUUGGUGGCCACGGGGCAGGUGGGCAAGGAGCCGUACAUCUGUGUGUGGGACUCCUACACUGUGCAGACGGUCUCGAUCCUUAAAGACGUGCACACUCAUGGUGUUGCCUGCCUGGCGUUUGAUCUUGAAGGACAGUGCUUGGUGUCUGUGGGUUUGGACUCAAAAAACACAAUCUGCGUGUGGGACUGGAGGAGAGGGAAGGUUCUGGCAGCCGCACCGGGCCAUACAGACAGGAUAUUUGACAUAUCGUGGGAUUUGUACCAGCCGAGCAAGCUUGUAAGCUGUGGAGUCAAACACAUCAAGUUCUGGAGCUUAUGCGGUAAUGCUCUCACGCCCAAACGUGGAGUUUUCGGCAAGACGGGGGAUCUCCAAACUAUCCUCUGCCUGGCUUGUGCCAAGGAUGAGGUCACGUAUUCCGGUGCCUUGAACGGUGACAUCUAUGUGUGGAAAGGGAUCAACCUGAUGAGAACAGUGCAAGGGGCUCAUGGGUCAGGGAUUUUCAGCAUGAACGCUUGCGAAGAGGGUUUUGCCACCGGGGGACGAGAUGGUUGCGUCCGCCUGUGGGAUCUCAAUUUCAAACCAAUUACUGUCAUUGAUCUCAGGGAAACAGAGCAAGGAUAUAAAGUAGCUAGAGUUGAAAAUAGCAGAGGGCUUUCUGUGCGUAGUGUUUGCUGGCGGGGAGACCACAUCCUGGUGGGCACGCAAGAUAGUGAGAUCUUCGAGGUGGUGGUCCACGACCGCAACAAGCCUUUCCUUAUCAUGCAGGGUCACUGUGAGGGCGAGCUGUGGGCGCUGGCUGUGCACCCCACCAAGCCUCUUGCUAUGACAGGCAGUGACGACCGCUCUGUCAGGAUAUGGAGCCUUAUCGACCAUGCACUGAUAGCUCGAUGUAACAUGGAGGAGCCGAUCCGCUGUGCAGCUGUCAGCACUGAUGGUAUUCAUUUGGCCCUGGGAAUGAAGGAUGGCUCGUUCACCGUUCUCAGAGUCAGAGAUAUGACAGAAGUGGUCCACAUCAAGGACAGGAAGGAGGCUAUCCAUGAGCUGAAGUAUUCCCCUGAUGGCGCCCAUUUGGCUGUUGGCUCCAAUGACAACUCGGUGGACAUUUAUGGUGUUGUACAGAGGUACAAGAAAGUAGGGGAGUGCAUUGGCUCCAACAGCUUCAUUACACACAUGGACUGGUCCACGGACAGCAAGUUCCUACAAUCGAACGAUGGCAGCGGCAGGAGGCUCUUCUAUAGGAUGCCAAGUGGCAAGGAGGUGACAAACAGGGAGGAGCUGAAGCUGGUGCAGUGGGCAUCAUGGACAUGUGUGCUGGGUCCUGAGGUUAAUGGAAUAUGGCCCAAAUACUCUGCUGUUAAUGAUAUUAACUCUGUGGAUGCUAACUUCAACAAUCAAGUCUUAGUAACAGCCGAUGACUACGGAUUAGUCAAACUUCUACGAUAUCCAUGUAUAAAAAAAGGCGCAAAAUGUAAAAAAUAUUUAGGUCACUCAGCCCACAUUACCAAUGUAAGAUGGUCACAUGACUACCAGUGGGUUAUAACCAUUGGUGGAGCGGAUCACUCGGUCUUCCAGUGGAAGUUUGUUCCAGAGAGAAAGUCAAAAGAAGCUCUGCACAUUGCACCGCAAGAGACCUUGGCAGACUCUAACAGCGAAGAAUCAGACUCUGAUCAGUCAGAUGUGCCUGAAAUGGACUCGGAAAUCGAGCAGGAAACGCAGCUCACGUAUAGACGACAGGUUUAUAAAGAAGACCUACCUCAGCUCAAAGAGCAGUGCAAAGAGAAACAUCGAGCAAUCGCAAUGAAGAAGCGAGAGAGAGCACCUGGGAAUGGAUUGAAGCUGCACUUUAUUCAUGGCUACAGGGGCUAUGAUUGCAGAAGUAAUUUGUUCUAUACCCAGACUGGUGAAAUCGUUUACCACGUGGCUGCUGUUGGGGUCGUGUACAACAGACAGCAGAACACCCAACGUUUCUACAUGGGCCACGAUGAUGACAUUCUCUGUUUGGCUAUCCACCCCCUCAAGGACUUUGUAGCAACAGGCCAGGUUGGCCGAGAUUCCUCCAUCCACAUAUGGGACACAGAAAUGUUAAAACCAAUGUCUGUGUUGAAGGGUUUCCACCAGCUUGGAGUGUGCACUUUGGACUUUUCAGCGGAUGGCAAGCGCCUGGCUUCUGUGGGCCUGGAUGACAAUCACACCAUUGUGCUUUGGGACUGGAGGAAAGGGGAAAAGCUCUCAGCCAUGUGUGGAAGCAAAGACAAGAUCUUUGUGGUGAAAAUAAAUCCCUACCUGCCUGACAAGCUCAUCACAGCCGGUGUAAAACAUAUGAAGUUUUGGCACAAAGCUGGUGGUGGGCUAAUUGGACGCAAGGGGAACAUGGGAAAGACGGAGACUAUGAUGUGUGCUGUCUAUGGCUGGUCGGAGGAGAUGGUCUUCUCAGGCACGUGUACCGGUGACAUUUGCAUCUGGAGGGACAUGUUCCUGAUGAAGACUGUCAAAGCCCAUGACGGCCCCGUUUUCAGUAUGCAUGCUCUUGAAAAGGGAUUUGUGACUGGAGGGAAGGAUGGUAUAGUCGCGCUCUGGGAUGACACAUUUGAAAGAUGCCUCAAGACCUAUGCCAUCAAGAGGGCGGUGCUCGCUCCAGGCUCUAAGGGCUUGCUUUUGGAGGACAACCCUUCCAUACGUGCCAUAUCGCUAGGCCACGGCCACAUUCUUGUGGGAACGAAGAAUGGAGAGAUUCUGGAGGUUGACAAAAGUGGCCCCAUUACUCUGCUUGUCCAGGGUCACAUGGAAGGUGAAGUCUGGGGACUCGCCACCCAUCCCCAUCUCCCUCUGUGCGCCACUGUCAGUGAUGACAGAACCCUGCGCAUAUGGGACCUCUCUCCCAGUCACUGCAUGUUGGCAGUGCGCAAGCUCAGGAAAGGUGGCCGCUGCUGCUGCUUCUCCCCUGAUGGCAAAGCUUUGGCGGUCGGUCUGAAUGAUGGCAGCUUUCUCAUUGUGAAUGCAGACACCUUAGAGGACCUUGUGUCCUUCCACCACCGCAAGGACAUCAUCACAGAUAUCAAAUUCUCUCCAGGUUCUGGCAAGUACCUUGCAGUGGCAUCAGGAGACACAUUUGUGGAUAUUUACAAUGUAAUGAGCAGCAAACGGGUGGGAGUGUGCAAAGGAUGUCUCAACUCUAUCACCCAUUUGGAUUGGGACAGGAGAGGGAAACUACUCCAAGUCAAUACUAGUGCCAAAGAGCAGUUUUUCUUUGAGGCGCCUCGCGGCAAGAGGCAGACCAUCCCUGCCACAGAGGUGGAGAAGGUCGACUGGAGUACGUGGACAUGUGCUCUGGGUACGUCUGUUGAGGGCAUCUGGCCUGUGAUCAGCGAGGUCACAGAGGUGACCUCUGCUUGCCUUAGUCAUGACAAGAAGGUGCUUGCCACAGGAGAUGAUCUAGGAUACAUAAAGGUCUUCAGAUAUCCUGUCAGGGGCAAGUAUGCAAAGUUCAAACGCUAUGUGGCUCACAGCACGCAUGUUACAAAUGUGCGGUGGACCCAUGAAGACAGCCUAUUGGUGACGGCUGGCGGGGGGGACACGUGCCUCAUGAUCUGGACCCAUGAACUUGAGAGCCACAGGGAGCUCAGACAGUGUGACAGCGAGGAGUCGGACAUCGAGAGCGAGGAUGAUGGAGGUUAUGACAGCGAUGUGACAAAGGAGAAUGAGAUUAACUAUACCAUCAAAGCCUUAUCCACCAACAUGCGCCCCAUGACUGGUAUAAAACCCCACUUGCAACUCAAAGAGCCUUCUGUGGAUGAGAGACAAGGUGUGGUCAGGCCUCCCGUUAGCAGAGCCCUGCCGCAGCCUGAGAAGCUGCAGACCAAUAAUGUCGGCAAAAAGAAGAGACCCAUUGACGAUCUAGUGUUGGAGCUGGUGUUCGGUUACCGUGGCAAUGACUGCCGCAAUAACGUGCAUUACCUGAAUGAGGGGGCAGACAUCAUUUACCACACAGCCUCAGUUGGCGUCGUGCUCAACUUGACCACCUCCUGCCAAAGUUUCUAUGUUGAACACAGUGAUGACAUUCUGUGCCUGACAAUCAAUCAACAUCCCAAAUUCCCCAACGUGGUGGCAACUGGCCAAGUAGGUGACACUGGCGACAUGUCAGCCACAUCUCCUUCUAUUCACAUCUGGGACGCCCUGACCAAGCAGACCUUAUCGGUGCUGCGCUGUUUCCACUCGGGUGGGGUGUGCUCUGUCAGCUUCAGUGCCACAGGGAAGCUCUUGCUGUCUGUGGGCCUAGACUCUGAACACACCGUCGCCAUCUGGAAGUGGCAGGAAGGUGCCAAAGUGGCCAGCCACAUUGGCCACACGCAGAGGAUCUUUGUGGCCGAGUUCCGUCCAGACUCGGACACUCAUUUUGUCUCCGUGGGGAUCAAGCACGUCCGCUUCUGGACAUUAGCAGGGCGAGCUUUGCUCAGCAAGAAAGGAGUGCUGAGCUCUAUAGAAGAUGCCCGCAUGCAGACCAUGUUGUCUGUCGCCUUCGGAGCGAAUAACUUGACAUUUACAGGUACUAUAAGUGGGGAUGUAUGUGUGUGGAAAGAGCACAUUCUUGUAAGGAUAGUGGCCAAAGCCCACACGGGUCCCGUGUUCACCAUGUACACCACGCUGAGAGACGGCCUCAUUGUCACUGGAGGCAAGGAAAGGCCGUCAAAGGAAGGAGGAGCUCUCAAGCUUUGGGAUCAGGAGUUGAAACGCUGUCGAGCCUUUCGAUUAGAAACUGGACAGGUCAUUGACUGUGUGCGUUCUGUAUGUAGAGGAAAGGGUAAAAUCCUGGUCGGAACCAGGAAUGCAGAGAUUAUUGAGGUUGGUGAGAAGAAUGCAGCAUGCAACAUUUUGGUGAACGGUCACAUGGACGGGCCAAUUUGGGGGUUGGGGACACAUCCGACCAGAGACGUCUUUCUGUCUGCUGCAGAGGAUGGGACAGUUCGACUUUGGGACAUUCCGGAGAAGAAGAUGCUGAAUAAGGUGAACUUGGGUCACCCGGCAUGUACAAUCAGCUACAGUCCCGAGGGAGACAUGGUGGCCAUUGGCAUGAAGAACGGCGAGUUCAUCAUCCUGCUGGUUGCGUCUCUCAAAAUCUGGGGCAAGAAAAGGGACCGGCGCUCUUCCAUACAGGAUAUUAGGUUCAGUCCAAAUUCACGCUACCUGGCCGUCGGCUCCUGCGAAAGCGCCGUCGACUUCUACGACCUGACGCUCGGGCCGCAGUUAAACCGCAUCAACUGUUGCCGGGACAUCCCCAGCUUCGUCUUGCAGAUGGACUUCUCUGCGGACAGCCUGUGCAUCCAGGUGUCCACGGGUGCUUACAAGCGUCUGGUGUACGAGGUGCCGUCGGGCAAGCGGGUCACAGAGCAGUCCCACAUUGACAAGAUUACCUGGGCCACCUGGACCAGCGUUCUCGGGGAUGAGGUUGUAGGCAUCUGGUCGCGGAACACAGACAAAGCGGACGUCACUUGCGCCUGCGUGUCGCACUCAGGCCUCAAUGUGGUGACAGGCGAUGACUUUGGAAUGGUCAAGCUCUUUGAAUUUCCUUGUCCGGACAAGUUUGCAAAACAUAAGCGCUUUUUGGGCCAUUCAGCUCACUUGACAAAUAUUCGCAUCACAAACGGAGACCGCUUCGUGGUGAGUGCUGGUGGCGAUGACAGAAGCCUCUUUGUGUGGAGGUGUGUCCACACCCCCCACUGAAGGUUGGACCACCCCACCUGUCGCCUCCUGGCGUGACUGUCCAAUGACGCGUGAAGGAUUCAUUAAAGGAGCAGGAGGCGGCCUGGCAGGACGUCUGCGAGGAAAAAGUGUGGCGCUAACUUACUGCCUCAAAAUUUGGUACAUGCACAUCAUGGUAUGAGUUGUGAACAAAAGUGGUGUGUAUUCAGACCAGGGGGGAAAAAAAACAAAGUUCAUUUUAUAUGUGCAUACCACCUACCACAACUACCGGGCAGCGGACUGGUACAGGUCCGUGGGGCAAAAAAAUAAGGCAACAAUCUUGCAAAUGAUUUAAAAAAAAAAUAUAUAUAAUCUUCUGAGGGCUUCAGAACGGGUCAAAUGGUGAGUCAGAAGAAGAGCCUACAGUUUCCAGACAGCGGCAUUUACAUUGGCUAUAAAAAGUCUACACACACCUUUUCAAAUGCACACAACAGUGGCAAUACCAGGAACUGGACAUCCCUCCAAAAUGUAUGAAAAAAAAACCCAACAAAAAUGUGGACAGCGAGGCUGACAUAAACAUUGAAGAAGCUUGCUGUUUAGUAAAUGUGACAACAAUCUCCCAUCUUCAUAUUUCUGGGCUAUGGGUUAGGGAGGCCUUAUCUUACAAAGAAAGGGGGGGGGGGGGGAGCACUUAAAAUCGAAUGUGUUAUAGUCCGAUGGAAGCAACUUGAACUUUGAACUUUUGGGCCAUAAUUCCAAAAGGUAUGUUUGAGGCAAACAACUCUGCUCAUCACCAGAAGUUAUAUAAUAUGCCAUAAUAUCACUAAAGUGGAGCAUAGUGGUGGCACCAUCACACUUUGGGGCUGUUUUCAUCUGUGGCCAGCGUCAAGGAAGGAAUUAUCAACAGUUUGAAAUAGCAGUCAGUGUUGGCACAAAACCUGCAGGCUUCUGCUGGAAAGCAAAUACCAAUAAAAAUGUAGUUUGUAUCGAGUUCAUGAAAAUCCUACGAGAAGAGCUGAACUUUGUUUGGGAUUAAUCACGGGCACUUUAAAUGAUGCAAGAUGUGUGAUGCUGACUCCCAUUGAACAUAAGUUUGAAUGUGAUUGGUUAAUUCUGAACAUUUAAAAGAGGGUUUGCACACUUGUGCAAGCAACCACAUUAUCUCAGUUCUUUAUUUUUACGUCCCCUCUCUAAAAGAGUUCCUGCUCCCCGAGUUGUACAGUUUAGUCACAUUACUAGUGGAAAAGGUGUUUAAAAGUGCCAUAUUUGAGCAAACCGACUUUUUUGGGGCUGUAAUAUUGGCUCUAUGGUGCCUCAGUAAACGUGAAAAAUUCAUUCAAAUCGUCCUCGCAUUCCUGAGUUCGAGACGUUUUUCUUCCGAGAGGCCUGAAAUCAGGUCAUUCAAAUUUCUCGGGCUUAUCUACGUCACUAGCGAAGAUCUUCGCCUUUCCUUUCUGCUCCUGAGCCAGCCCUGUCAACAUAAUAAGCACUCGUGCGCUCACAAGUGGGUGUUCUACAUGGAGGCGACCAAUCAAAGGAAAGGGGGGCGGCCUUAGCCAACUAUGGGCAAAGCGGAUAUAAAACUGAGUCACACAGAAGUAGCUGUGAGAGGGGCCUUUUCUGGACACAAGUAGAACAAAACCAAUGUGUUUUUGGAAACACUUUUGCACUGGGGCCAUGUCAGAGAGUCACUCUAUGGAUGUCUAAAUAGCCAAAAUAUGGGACCUUAAAAUGAUUUAUCUUGGUCUCAUUUUUGUAUAUCACAAAAACCUGGCAUUUGAACAGGGUUGUAUAAACUUUUUGUAUUCACUGAAAGAGACAAUACAAGCAGUCCAACUUAAAAUACAGGUUUAUCGCUCCAGGUAAUUCUCACGCACCAACCCCAUUCUGCCUAACAUCUAAAUUAGGCAAUGAAGCCCUCAAAAUUGCCACAUAAGAUUCCAUUUCCAACAUCCUAUCUUAGCGAAGUGGGAUUUUCUGCAAUGACGGCAACCAAAACAAAACUACAGAGGAGACUGAGCAUAAGUAACAAACUUCAAUGAAAUUGGCGCCCAUUACCCCAAGAUGGGACCGGCUCUUUAAGAGAAACAAGCGCAAGCCUCCCACAAAUUACAACUAGUUUCAGCGUAAUGGUAGGUUUUAUACUUUGUAUUUGUUUCAAUGUCAGUCUGUCAAAAUACUGUUGAACGCGAAACUUGUCCAUGGCGCAAAAAAAGGUUGGGGACCGUUAAUUUAAGGGAUGCAUUACUUUUGCGGGAUGAGUAUUUCUGUCCCACAAUCUAAGACCUAUUGUUUACUGACAAUGCCAUUAAAAAAAACUAACAAAAAAAAAAAACCCCAAAACAUACUUGUAGCAAACUCAAUUAGCCUUAAUGUGAGUGUUAUGAGUUUCCAUUUUGGAUCAAAUGGUCAUUGGUAUGUGUUUUUUUUUUUUUUUUUUUUUUUAAACUGGUAAUUCCAAAUUGUGUGGCCUUCCUCCUGAAUGUAACAUCCACUGUUAUUGUUCUGGAUGUCAGCAUGCCAAAGCAGACUAUGCACUGUACACCCGACCCAGUCACUGUGUCACAUUGAUGGUUCAUUUCUGUGCUUGUCGUACUGGUGGUUGUUGUUGAAUGGUCAAGCUCACGCAUGACUUGUUGAUGAGUGCAGAUGUGUUCGUGUUUGUUUAUGGGUGUGCAUGGAACACGAUCCAUCGACCCCCCCCCCCCCCCCCCCCCCCCCCCCCCCCAAAGAAAAGAAAAUAGUAACUUGUAACUGUAACUUGAUGUUCCAAUGCACGCUGAACUAUUUCAGUCACUUUACAGUGUGCUGCUACAAUGUAUUAUUGUUACAUUUCCAUCAAUAUGAAGGGUGUAAAUUUGCAUUUUGUGUAAUUGGACAUAUUACUUAAAUGGAAUGUUAUCUGAAACAAAAGUGCAAAAUAUUUUGCUUCUUUUCAGGCUAUAUAUCUAUAUAGUAUAUGAAAUACUACAUAUUUUGAUUUACACCAGUGUAAAUAUCAUUUGUAGAUAUUCUUUUUGUAUAUUUUCGUGAGAUGUUUCUUAAGUCUGCUUUAAUAAUAAAAAAAAGAAGAACAGAGGUUCUAACUUCUGAGUGUAUGAUGUUAUGUGUGCAAAUAGAACACUUUAUUUAACCAAAUGUGAUCAAAUUAUUGGUGCUCAAUUAUUAAAAAUAUUUCCUGACUGCU